ACUAUAAAUAGAUGACCACAAUCUACUUUGGCUCCCCGCAUUUCUGCAAUACGUAAUGAUAACGCCAACGAUUUAAGGAACAGAGCCCUACCUUCGGUCUGUAUAUAUAUCCAAUCCGAUAUCAAGGUAAACCUUGUCCUGUUAUCUGCCAAGGAAACCUCCUCGAACUGUAGCCAUGGAGGCCAAGGUCGGCUAUAGUUUCCUAGGAAAGACCGGAGUGAAGGUUUCCAACAUCUGCCUCGGCACAAUGACAUUCGGCACCACCGACAAGGGACCCAUGGGACUGUUCUUCAGUAACCCGAAACAAACGGACGAGGCGGCAUCGCACAAAAUCAUGGACAGAUACGUUGAACUCGGUGGAAACUUCAUCGACACCGCCAACAUCUACUCUUAUGGAAACUCCGAGAAGAUCAUCGGAACCUGGCUCAAAAAAAAAGAACGCGAUGACAUCAUAUUGGCAACGAAGGUAAGGUUCCCAAUGGACAUGGCUAAACUGACCAAUGGCAAUGGCCUGAGCAGACGACACAUCAUCGAGAGCUGCGAGGCCAGUCUGGAGAGGCUGCAGACGGACUACAUCGACCUGUAUCAGGCUCACAUGUGGGACAACGCUACGCCCGUGGAUGAGACCUUGCGCGCGUUCGACGAUCUCGUGCGCUCCGGCAAGAUCCGUUACUAUGGUUACAGCAAUGUGUGUGGCUGGCAGCUGCAGAAGAUCGUAGAGACGGCGAAACACAUGAAUCUGAGUCCUUGCGUAACAUUGCAGCAACAAUACAGCCUGCUACGGCGUGACUCGGAGCUGGAGGCGUUUAUGGUGUGCCAGAACGAGGGCAUCGGCGUGUUGCCAUGGAGCCCACUCAAGGGUGGUAUGCUGACGGGCAAGUUCAAGCGAGAGGAGACGCCUGACCCAGCCGGAAGUAGGGCCGGCUACAUGGCGGCCAAGAAGAGCGAGGGCAAGACGACGUUUAGCAACUGGGACGAGUUUAACAAUGACGAUAACUACUGGAAACUCAUCGAUAUAAUAAAGAAAAUCGCCGAAAAGAAAGGCAAGUCAGUGGCCCAGGUGGCGGUUCGUUGGCUGAUACAACAGGAAACGGUGUCCUCCGUGAUCAUCGGCUGCACGUCGCUACAGCAACUCGAGGACAACAUGGGCGCCUCUACCGGCUGGGAGCUCUCCAACGAGGAGAUGAAGGAGCUGUCGGACGCUGCCCCGCUGAACAAGCCCUACCCAUACGACAUGAUCUGGGGCUGGGCCCAGAGCACGAGGAACAACGCAUUCGCCAGGUCCAACAAGCUACCAUAACGUACUAGAGACAACGUGGGUGUCUGACACAUAUGGAGUGCGAAUACAAUCAUAUAUUAUACUGUGAUAUGCUGACACACUCUUGCUUUUUCGCUUCUAUUGACAAUUAAGAACGACAAUUGUUCCGCCGCCAAUUAACUGCAUUCGUUGCAUUCUGUUUGAUUUGUCUAAAAACAGAAGAGUGUAAAACUUCGAUUAUUUCUACUUAUUUAUGUGCCAUGAUGUUCUCUUAAACUAAUGAUAGUAAAUCGUUUGAAUAUAUAUGUAGAAUUUAUACGCAAAAUAAAAAGUAGAUUUUUGUUAAA
Dreissena polymorpha is the source of this 1605-nucleotide messenger RNA. RefSeq names its product 1-deoxyxylulose-5-phosphate synthase YajO-like. The transcript has 9 exons. The coding region runs from base 176 to 1300 and encodes 374 amino acids. Gene Ontology annotation, molecular function: oxidoreductase activity. NCBI's taxonomy places the organism in Eukaryota, Metazoa, Mollusca, Bivalvia, Myida, Dreissenidae. The record is from RefSeq and is a predicted model, not a curated record.